Messenger RNA from Eptesicus fuscus (big brown bat), 1907 nucleotides. Its product is annotated as zinc finger protein 154-like. The record is from RefSeq and is a predicted model, not a curated record. The transcript is spliced from 3 exons. Gene Ontology annotation, molecular function: DNA-binding transcription repressor activity, RNA polymerase II-specific. Lineage: Eukaryota; Metazoa; Chordata; Mammalia; Chiroptera; Vespertilionidae. Bases 40 to 1848 code for a protein of 602 amino acids. Gene Ontology annotation, biological process: negative regulation of transcription by RNA polymerase II.
CCUCGCCCGCCGCCCCGCCCGCUCCGCCCGCAGGUUCCAAUGGCGGCGGCCGCGCCCGGGCGCCCGGCUGAGGGCAGGGUGACCUUUGAGGACGUGGCCCUGCACUUCUCCUUGGAGGAAUGGGAGCUCCUGGAUGAGGCUCAGAGACGCCUGUACCACGAUGUGAUGCUGGCGAACUUGACACUGAUAACCUCCCUGGGUUGUUGGCAUGGAGCCCAGAAUGAGGAGGCCCCGUCUGAGCUCAGCAGUUCUUUACAAGGAGUGUCAGAGGUCAGGACUCCCAAGGCAGGUGUGUCUCCCCUGAAGGCCCAUCCUUGUGAGCUGUGUGGUGUGAACAUGGGAGACAUUUUGCACUUCACUAGGCACCCGGGAACACAUCAUGGGAAGAAACUAUACAAGAUGGGGGCAUGUGAGAAACAGUUGGAUGUUAGCACGGAACUUGAGCAUCAGAAGCAGCUCACGGGAGAGAUGUGCUUCAGAGGCCACAUGGACAGAACGUCAUUUGUAAAGGACUGCAAAUUCUGUGUGUCAGGGAAGCCCGGUUCCUGUGACGAGGUUUUGACAGACUUCCUGGCCAGCUCAGGAUUUCUCCAGCACCAGGCCACACACACCAGGGAGAAGUCAAACAGGAAAACUGAGUGUGCCACAGACUCUCACAAGGGAAACACUCUGUCUGACUCGGAAUACAUGAAAGAUUUUAAUUGCAAGUGCAUGCUUGUUCAAGACCAGAAAGUCCUCACCCGAGAAAAAUGCCAUGUGAGCAAUGAAAGUGGAAAAUCUUAUGGCAAAAGCUAUAGCCUUGUUGACCAUUGGAGAACUCACACUGGGGAAAAGCCUUAUGAGUGUGGAGAAUGUGGGAAGUCCUUUAAGCAAAGCUCUAGCCUCAUUCAACACCGGAGAGUUCACACUGGAGCGCGGCCUCACAAGUGUGACUUAUGUGGAAAAUUAUUUAGCAACAAGUCCAACCUUAUUAAACAUGGAAGAAUUCACACUGGAGAAAGGCCUUAUGAGUGUGGGGAAUGUGGGAAGUCCUUUAGCCAAAGCUCUGCACUCCUUCAACACCGGAGUGUUCACACAGGAGAAAAGCCAUAUGAGUGCAGUGAAUGUGGGAAGUUCUUUACCUACAACUCCAGUCUCCUAAAACACCAGAGAGUUCACUCUGGGUCCAGGCCCUAUUCCUGCAGUGAAUGUGGAAAAUCCUUUACUCUAAAUUCCCGCCUGAUUGAUCACUCCAGAGUUCAUAGUGGAGAAAAGCCGUAUAAGUGCACCGAAUGUGGGAAAGGUUUUAGCCAAAGCUCUGUGCUUCUAGAGCAUUGGAGAAUUCACACUGGAGAAAGGCCUUAUGAGUGCAGUGAAUGUGGGAAAUUAUUUACUCACAAUUCUAGUUUCUUAAAACAUCAGAGAGUUCACACUGGGGAAAGGCCUUAUGAGUGCAGUGAAUGUGGGAAAUUCUUUACUUACAGCUAUAGUCUCAUCAAACACAAAAGAAUUCACACUGGAGAAAGACCUUAUGAGUGUAGCCAAUGUGGGAAAUCUUUUAGCCAAAGCUCUGCACUUUUUCAGCAUAGGAGAGUUCACACCGGAGAAAAGCCAUAUGAGUGCAGUGAAUGUGGGAAAUUCUUUACUUACAGUUCUAGUCUCAUCAAACACAUAAGAAUUCACACUGGAGAAAGGCCUUAUGAGUGUAACCAAUGUGGGAAAUAUUUUAGCCAAAGCUCUGCACUUUUUCAGCAUCAGCGAGUUCACACUGGAGAAAGACCAUAUGAGUGCAGUGAAUGUGGGAAAUGCUUUACUUACAGCUCUAGUCUCUUAAAACACCAGAGUUCACAUCAGAGAAAGGCCUUAUGAGUGUGGUGAAUAUGGGAUAUAUUUUAGGCAUAGUUCAAGCCUCAUUAAACAUCAAAGAU